CAGGUUGUCAGCACCUUUACAUAUUAGUUCGCAUGACGGCUCGAUAGUAACUUACCACUGUCUACUUGAUUACGACACUAAAGUGUUUGUGCUCGCUGAUAUUCUGAGAUCAGCGGUAAUGUUGUUGGACCUUUAUCAGUACGAAUAUGGCGCUUGUUCCGGACUGAGCAUUGUUAUUAACUUCCAAGGUGUCACACUUUCCCAUUUGGGAAAAUUAGAAAUCGUUGUCGUACAACAAUUCCUUUAUUAUUUACAGGAAGCAAUGUUCCUGAAAAUAAAAGAGGUUCACUUAAUGAAUGCCCCGUCAUUUACCGACAAACUGAUGUUAUUUUUAAAACCAUUUAUGAAAAAGGAACUUCUGGAGUCGAUCAGAAUACAUCAGAAGGGGUCUUCUACGAUUGAGUCGUGCGUACCGAUAGCCAGUCUACCAAAAGAUGCUGGAGGACAGUAUAAAAGUUACAAGGAAAUUAAAGAUGAGACAUUGGCAAAAUUAAGAGAUAAUGAAGAGUUCUUCUUCAAUGAAAACAAGAAGAGAGUAACGGAAUCUUUAAGACCGGGGAAAGGGUUGGACAUGUCAGAAAUCUUUGGAAGUGUUCAAGGUUCUUUCAAGAAGUUAGAUAUUGAUUGA
Messenger RNA from Papilio machaon (common yellow swallowtail), 628 nucleotides. Its product is annotated as alpha-tocopherol transfer protein-like. Gene Ontology annotation, molecular function: phosphatidylinositol bisphosphate binding. NCBI's taxonomy places the organism in Eukaryota, Metazoa, Arthropoda, Insecta, Lepidoptera, Papilionidae. The transcript has 4 exons. Gene Ontology annotation, cellular component: membrane. The record is from RefSeq and is a predicted model, not a curated record. Bases 119 to 628 code for a protein of 169 amino acids.